AUGCUCAGAUCUUCCAUCUCAGGCCCUCUAAGGAGGCUGCUCAUGACUAAGUCACACUUAGAGACACCAUUCUACAAUUAUGUUGUUCAAGGAAGCAAGUAUACGCCAGAAUAUGCACAGUACUUGAAAAUGCCUAACGGAGAGUUGGGAUCUUACUUCCACGAUGUGCCACUAGAAUUAGACCACAAUGCUCGCACUGUAAACAUGGUUGUGGAAGUUUCCCGGUGGUCUAAUGCGAAAUUCGAGAUCUCGCGAGACCGAGAAUUCAACCCGAUAGUGCAAGACAAUAAAAAUGGCAAAGUCAGGUUUAUAGACAACGUUUUUCCAGCUCAUGGGUUCAUUCACAAUUAUGGUGCCAUUCCACAAACGUGGGAAGAUCCGACAGUGUCAAGCUCUCAUGAGGGGGUGGCAGGUAUCAAGGGUGACAACGACCCGCUGGAUUGUUGCGAAAUCGGAUCUGCAGUUUUGUCCAUGGGUGAAGUGAAAAAAGUGAAAAUUCUUGGGUCCUUGGCCAUGAUUGAUCAGGGCGAAUUGGACUGGAAAGUUCUCGUUAUUGAUUUGGCUGAUCCAUUGGCUUCACAAGUGAACAAUCUGGAUGAUGUGGAACGCCAUUUCCCAAAGCUACUAGAUGCCACACGUUCCUGGUUUCGAAACUACAAAAUACCGGCUGGCAAAGCUGCCAAUGAGUUUGCAUACAAUGGCCAGUACAGAGGUAUCAACGAAACACUGGUCGUUAUCGAAGAGUGUCAUGAAUCAUGGAGAAAACUAUUACGCGAAUCAGAGACUAACGAUGGUCUACCACAGAUAAAAAAAGCCGGUGCAGGUGUUGUGAUUCAGUCCCAAGAGCUCCCGGCUGCUGCCAUUCCACCAGAAGUAGGGAAAUGGCAUUAUAUAAAAUGA
Molecule: messenger RNA, 900 nt
Organism: Lachancea sp. 'fantastica'
Lineage: Eukaryota; Fungi; Ascomycota; Saccharomycetes; Saccharomycetales; Saccharomycetaceae
Source: the annotation of a GenBank genome assembly